Colletotrichum orchidophilum is the source of this 2742-nucleotide messenger RNA. RefSeq lists its product as uncharacterized. Gene Ontology annotation, cellular component: small-subunit processome; nucleolus. Gene Ontology annotation, biological process: rRNA processing. The transcript is spliced from 3 exons. NCBI's taxonomy places the organism in Eukaryota, Fungi, Ascomycota, Sordariomycetes, Glomerellales, Glomerellaceae. The coding region runs from base 1 to 2742 and encodes 913 amino acids. The record is from RefSeq and is a predicted model, not a curated record.
AUGCCCCCUGGUCGGCAAUCUCACGGGCGGCAAGCCCACGGGCGACCGCUGUUGUCCUCGAAGCCAGCGACAAAGAACUUUCGCAAGUCGAAAAACAAGGCCCAAGUCAAGGCGCUCGACGCCUUCACCACCGCCUCGGAGCUGUACGCGCCCAAGGAGAAGCGCACGCCACGGUUCCGCGAGAUCGAGGCCGCACCGGAAGCCCGGAAGAAGCGCCGCGCCGCGGACGACGACGACGAUGAAGACGGAGAGGAGGACGAUGAUGAGGACGACGACCAGCCCAGGCGGAAGAAGGCCAAGCCCUCUGCUGGCGGCGGCGGGGGUGAUGAUUCGGAUGAGUACGGCAGCGACAGCGACGGAAACGAGUGGCAUUAUGGCGUCAACGAGGACGAGGAUUCGGAACUCGACAGUGACGAGGCCUUUGGAGACAGCGAUCACGAGGAUUUCCAGGGCUACGCAUUCGGAGGCAGUAAAGGCAAGAAGGGAAAGCAGGACGACUCCGAAGAAGAAGACGAAGACGACGACGAGUCCCUCGGCGAGGACGCGAUAGACCUGGCGCAAGCCCUGGACGAGUACGAAUCCGACGAGUCCAUGGCCGACCAGGAAGGCGAGGACGACUCCGACGACUCAGAAUCCGAAGCCGAGAGCCCGCCCUCCUCGGACGAGGACGAAGACGAUCAGGAGGCGGACCCCUCUAAGCUCGGCGAUCUCCAAAAGUUCAUCGCCGGCUUCGGCGGCGACGGCGACGACGACAAGGACGCGGCGCCUACCAAGCAGAAGCAAAAGAUCAGCUUCAAGGACCUGGGUCUCUCGGGCGUCAAGGACGCGCAGAUGCGCAAGUCGGUCAAGCUCAUGGCCAAGGAGGAAAAGGAGGCAUCCCGCCCCGGGGCAGGCAAGAAGCUCGAGGUACCCCUGUACAAGAGGCAGCAGGACCGCCUCGCGCGCGCGGCGGCCUACGACAAGGCCAGCGAGACCAUUGGCCGGUGGCAGGAGACUGUGAAGCAGAACCGCCGCGCCGAUCACCUCGUCUUCCCCUUACCGCAGAACGCCGCCGACGAGGGGCUCGACAACCGCGAGCUGCAGGCCAUCACGGCCAAGACCUCGACGGGGUCCGAGCUCGAGCAGACGAUUCUCAACAUCAUGCAAGCCUCUGGUCUCGCGAUGAAUAAGCAGGAAGAAAACGCCCGCGCGAAAGCCGAGCGCGAGGAGGGCAUGUCGCAGGAGGCCUUGAAGGACCUGAUUCACCAGCGCCGGCGCGAGAGGGAGCUUGCCUCCCGCGAGACCAAGCGCGCGGCCCGCAUCAAGAAGAUCAAGUCCAAAGCGUAUCACCGCGUCCACCGCAAGGAGAAGGAGCGUGAGGCGGCGAAGCUGCACGAGGCCAUGGCCGAGAGCGGCGAUAUCGACGUCGACUCGGAGGCCGAGCGGGACGCGCAGGACCGCGCAAGGGUCCUCGAGCGCGUCGGCGCAAGGCAUCGGGACUCCAAGUGGGCCAAGCUUGGGUCGUCCAACAAGCGCGCCGUCUGGGACGAUGAGUACCGCGCCGGUCUGCACGAUAUGGCGCGCCGCGAGGAAGAGCUUCGGAGGCGGAAGGAGGGUCGGGCGGGUGAAUCCGAGGAGGACCGGUCUUCUGAUGACGACAGCGGUAGCGAAGACGAGGAGAGUGGCAGCGGCGGCAGGGAGAACAGAAGACUGCUGAAGCAGCUCGAGAGCCUCGAGAACGAGGAGGACGAUGCCCCCCAAUCCGACCUGAUGAAGAUGAAGUUUAUGCAAAAGGCCGAGGCCCAGCAGAAGAAGGCCAACGACGAGCUCAUUGCGCAGAUCCGUCGGGACCUCGACUCUGACGGCGAGGGCCAGAGUGACGAGGAGGAAGUCACAGAGGUCGGCCGCAAAAAGUACGGCAGCGCGGCGCAACCCGCCAUCUCUGUCCCGGCCCUAUCCAGGAAGCAUAGGAAAGCCGCCGCCGCUCAAGAUGAUGACGACAACAACGAAGAUGACGGCCCCGACAACAGCGCCGUCAACACUGGCUUCUCUGUCACCGCGGAGCCCUCGACGACAGGCUCGGCCUGGUCCUCGGGCCCCCGCAAGAAGUCCGCCAAAACAGGCGGCAAGUCCAGCGGCGCGCGCGUCGAAGACCUAGACAACACCCUCGCCAUCACAGCCUCCUCCUCCGCCUCGAAGUCCAAGUCAAAGUCUUUGGCAACAAAACCAAAAUCAUCAACCCUCGCCGACGAAUCCGACGCGGACUCCUCCUCUGACGACGCAGACGCUCACCUCCCCCUCGCCAUCCGCGACAUCUCGCAAAUGGACAAGGCUUUCGCAGGCGACGACGUCGUCGUCGACUUUGCCAAAGAAAAAGACGAGAUCCAGGCCGCCGACGACGACAAGGUCAUUGACAACACGCUGCCCGGCUGGGGCGGCUGGGUCGGCGACGGCGUGAGCGCGCGCGAGAAGAAGCGCCAGCAGGGCCGGUUCGUGACAAAGGUCGAGGGCGUCAAGAAGGCGAACCGCAAGGACGCCAAGCUUGAUAGGGUCAUUAUCAGCGAGAAGCGCGUCAAGAAGAAUGACAAGUAUCUCGCUACGCAACUCCCUCACCCCUUCGAGUCCAAGGAGCAGUACGAGCGCUCGCUGCGCCUACCCCUGGGCCCGGAAUGGGUCACCAAGGAAUCGCACCAGGCGGCGGUCAAGCCGCGCGUGCUCAAGAAGCAGGGCAUCAUUGCGCCCAUGUCCAGACCGACAAUGUAG